CUCUCUCCGUGUCUCUCUUAGCCAUUACAAACUUGGGGUCCUGGCAAGGGUGGUGGGGAACGGGUCCCGCAUAACUGCCCAUGUCAAGAGCUGUAUACCUAAAUCGGGAGGGACACCAGGGAUAAAGCUCCCUGGGUUAUAGCCUAGGUGCUUAAGGAUGCAGCAUAGAGCUUCCUUAGAUCCCUUUGGAGAUACAACUUGCUAGAGGAAAUGAAAGUCUGAACCAUUAGUACCUAGGAGGCAGGGAUCAGAGGAAGUAGAUUCAGAAGUAAGUAGAAUUUUGGGGCUACACUUUCAAGAAAGUCGUGGUCGGGACCCAGGAGGUAUGGGUCAGAAGGAAAGGAGCACAGCAGACACCCUGCUGGAUCUGGAGGGAUGGAAGUCAGCGGCGGGUCUGCGACGGUGGCAAACUGCAGUGGUGGACAGUUCUGGAUCUGGUAAUGAAGUCAUAGAAGGCCCCCGAAAUGCAACAGUCCUGAAGGGCUCCCAGGCUCGCUUCAACUGCACUGUCUCCCAGGGCUGGAAGCUCAUCAUGUGGGCUCUCAAUGACAUGGUGGUGCUGAGCAUCAGGCCCAUGGAGCCCAUCAUCACCAAUGACCGCUUCACCUCUCAGAGGUACGACCAGGGCGGGAACUUCACCUCGGAGAUGAUCAUCCACAAUGUGGAGCCCAGUGAUUCGGGGAACAUCAGAUGCAGCCUCCAGAACAGUCGCCUGCAUGGAUCUGCUUACCUUACGGUCCAAGUUAUGGGAGAGCUGUUCAUUCCCAAUGUUAAUCUUGUAGUCGCUGAGAAUGAACCUUAUAAAGUUACUUGUCGAGCCUCGCACUGGACCCGGCUCCCGGAUAUUUCCUGGGAGCUCGGUCUCCUGGUCAGCCAUUCAAGCUAUUAUUUUGUUCCGGAGCCCAGCGACCUUCAAAGUGCAGUGAGCAUCCUGGCUCUGACCCCACAGAGCAAUGGGACUUUGACUUGCGUGGCUACCUGGAAGAGCCUGAAGGCCCGCAAGUCUGCAACUGUAAAUCUCACUGUGAUUCGGCGUCCCCAAGACACUGGAGGCAGUAUUAAUAUUCCAGGUAUAUUAUCAAGUUUACCAAGUUUAGGUUUUUCAUUGCCUACUUGGGGCAAAGUUGGACUUGGAUUAGCAGGCACCAUGCUUCUGACGCUGACGUGUGCUCUUACAAUACGCUGCUGCUGCUGCCGCUGCCGCCGUUAUUGUGGCUGCAAUUGCUGCUGCCGUUGUUGUUUCUGCUGCAGAAGAAAAAGAGGAUUUCGUAUUCAAUUUCAAAGGAAAUCUGAAGAAGAGGAGACAAACAAACAAACUGAUACAGAAAGUGGAAAUGAAAACUCUGGCUACAAUUCAGAUGAACAAAAGACCACAGAAACCGCUUCUCUCCCUCCCAAAUCCUGUGAAUCCAGUGAUCCUGAACAAAGGAACAGUAGCUGUGGCCCUCCUCGACAGGGGGCUGAUCAAUGUCCACCCAGGCCAGCAAGUCAUCCACAGGCUUCUUUUAAUCCGGCCAGUCUUGAGAAGGUCAGUAAUACAACUGUAGUAUAGCAAAGACUUCCCCAAGCUCCACUGAGCACUUGGCAGACAAUUUACAACACGGCAAUGGCAUCCUUCCUUUCCAUCCUAAGACUGGCCUGCAGCUUUGCCAACAUUACCUGAAGAGGAGAUGUCGGAGUCAUCAGAACUGACACUUGACAAUGAGAGAAGGAAUCGAUUUUCCCAGAUUUCAAAGUAGAAUGUGACUAUUAAGAGGUUUCAAGGUUUUUGUGAAUUCCGUGACGUUACCAAGUAAAAGCUGCAAAUUCAUCAUAAUUUUUCUCAACACUCAACACUCCUACUUGUUAAUCCAACAAAUGGUAGAUAAAAGUCUGUAUUCUACCAUGACUUGCAAAAGUUUUUAUUAUCUUAAGGCAUAUGAAGGUGAUAUUUAUGUAUAUUUAAUAUGUAGGGGUUUUAUUACAUAUUAUCAGUGAAAUACGAGUAUAAAAGUUAGGGUCAAGCAGAAAUCUACAAUUGACUGUCAAAACUGAGCUCAGUUAAAGGAAGAUUCAAUUCUAAAGUGGAUGUGCAUGUUCCUAAAUAUCUUAUGAUUGAAUAUUUACAUGAAGACAUUCAUUUUUAUCUGCCCCUUUAUCAGAGCUAUUUGCAUCUCCUCAAAUGAAUUAGAUGUGGCUUAUGCUUUGCAGAGGAUGGACCUCACCUACUCUGCACACCAUGAAAAAACUGGAAAUGGGCAAUGUAGUCUUUAAUUAAUAAAAACACCAAAAUGUG
Messenger RNA from Pongo pygmaeus (Bornean orangutan), 2275 nucleotides. It is a transcript of the gene IGSF5, whose product is annotated as immunoglobulin superfamily member 5. The record is from RefSeq and is a predicted model, not a curated record. Gene Ontology annotation, cellular component: bicellular tight junction; cell surface. The transcript is spliced from 9 exons. Gene Ontology annotation, biological process: cell-cell adhesion. The coding region runs from base 326 to 1552 and encodes 408 amino acids. Lineage: Eukaryota; Metazoa; Chordata; Mammalia; Primates; Hominidae.